Molecule: messenger RNA, 3432 nt
Organism: Dermacentor andersoni
Lineage: Eukaryota; Metazoa; Arthropoda; Arachnida; Ixodida; Ixodidae
Product: annulin-like
Biological process (GO): peptide cross-linking
Molecular function (GO): protein-glutamine gamma-glutamyltransferase activity
Source: RefSeq, a predicted model, not a curated record
AUCCUAUAAUUUCUAUUUUUCAUAAUAAUAUUCUGGGGCCGAAUUCAUGAAGCUUUUCGGUUCGUAAGUGCUGUUUGCCAAUUGGUUGGCCGCCUUCGAUCGCUAAUAAUACGUCUGACAUGAUGGUUGAAUGGCAUUUGCUCUUACAAAGAGUUACAGCGUAAAAAAGCUUUUUUGAAUACGGGGCCCUAGUGCCCUUUUGGUAAAGCGGUUGCGGCGACAUAAAACCACAAUUCAACAAGCACUGCGUAGAGGUGGUGAAGUUUUUUUUUUUUUUUGCAGGUUGUUCUUCCUUUUUUAGUAUAUAGGAAGCUUCCGCUCAGUCCCUGCCCAGUCCCGACUACUUUUUUUUUAGAUUCGCCUCCGAUUUUGAUUGCCUCGAGAAGUGUGCACCAUAAAAAUUGUUCUUAGACGGGAAAGAAAAUUAAAGCUGAUGAGAGGGCAAUAAAGGCGCCCAUACACAGCGUUCAGCAUUUAACUUCAUAUCACGGCAGCCAAGGAGAUGAGCUCCGAACUGCGCUGGGAGCUGUGAACGGUGCCCGUCGGUUGGCGGUUCGUUAGCGUCUUCAGAACGGACUGGGCACGCGCGACGUGGAAGAAGACGACGGACCUUCACCGCGUGUGCGCGCGCUGUCGCGCGCUCUCGGUCCAAAAGAACCAGUGCGGCGGCGGGGGCGGCGGAGUCACGCGCCCAGCGGUUCCGAAGGACCACGGUCCCAGCCCAGGUCGUCCGCGACAUGUAGCGGCACCGAAGGGGUCCAGCAGCUUUCCAUCCAGCGUCCAACCCGGUCCCCGAUGACGAGCCAUCAGCAGCAGAGUCCGAGUACCACCGCACUGUCCUAACAGACUUGCUUCAAGGAGGACUACGGCAGCGGCGGCAGCGGCGGCGGCGGAGAGGAGGCGGACCGGCAUCCGCCCUGGUCGGGCCCAGUCGGAGGGCGCUCGGCGACGACUGCGGCCAAGUCUGCAUCCAGCGCCAAGAGGAGCGCCAGUCCGGCCGAGCACCGCCGCAGGGGAGCCAUGGGUAACGUCCUCUCCUGCUUCCACGGCUCGUUUUCGCCGAGCGAGGCCGAGACCGAGCACAAGUUGCUCCCAGUAGCACCCCAGCCACCGGCAGAGGGCAGGAGCGACAGCAUUGUGCAGGUGCGCAGCGUGGACCUACGCGUGGCUGACAACGCCGAGCAGCACCGCACCGAGGACUAUGAGCUGACCAAGGGGAACGACCCGGUGCUGGUGGUGCGCCGGGGGGAUCCCUUCAGGGUGGUCCUCGAGUUGAGCCGACAUUACAAUGAUGACAGAGACGCCCUGGCCUUCGUCUUCACCGUCAGGGGGGAAGAGGCCCCGUCCUACACCAAAAACACCGUGGCUGUGGUGCCCGUUGGCUACCGGUCGUCCACCGAAUACUUGGGAAGUGUCUCCUCCUGGACGGCUCUCGUCACAAGGGCUCGCGACAACGUCAUCGACGUCGAGAUCACACCUCCUGCCAAUGUAAUAGUCGGAGACUGGAUCAUGGACAUUGAUACUAAGAACCGUUCUGAGAACGACAACACUGGAUUCCGAUACACACACAGGGACCCAGUCUACAUUCUCUUCAAUCCUUGGAACAGGGCCGACACUGUGUACAUGGACAAUACCAAGAUGCGGUAUGAGUGCGUUCUAAUGGAGAGUGGCCUCAUCUGGCGAGGAAGCCACAGCAGACUUAGGCCUACCGUGUGGAGCUACGGCCAGUUCGAGAAGAACGUGCUCGAAUGCUGCGUCUACCUGCUGCGACACGUGGGACGGCUGGCGUCUCCAGCGUGUGCGGAUCCUGUAAAAGUUGUCAGGCACGUCUCCGCGGUGGUCAAUGCUCCGAACGACGAAGGUGUCAUCGUGGGCAACUGGACAGAGAAAUUUUCAAGCGGCACACCUCCAACAGGGUGGACAGGGAGCGCCUCAAUAUUGCAGCAGUUUUACAAACACAAAAAGUCUGUGAAGUACGGCCAGUGUUGGGUCUUCGCAGGCGUAGCAACCACUGUGCUUCGGGCCCUGGGCAUACCGUCUCGGCCAGUGACAAACUACUACUCGGCCCACGACACGCACAGCAGUUUGACCGUGGACCAGUUCUACAACGACAAUGGGGAGGCCAUUGAAAAGCUGAACAAGGACUCGAUCUGGAACUUCCAUGUGUGGAACGAGGCGUGGAUGACGCGGCCUGACCUGGAGCCCGGAGACUAUUCUGGCUGGCAGGCCAUCGAUGCCACACCGCAGGAAGCCUCGGAUGGCAUCUACCGCUGUGGACCAGCUAGCGUCAAGGCUAUCAAGCGGGCCGAGAUUCUGAAGCCUUACGACGGUACGUUCAUCUUCGCGGAAGUGAACGCAGACCAGAUCUACUGGCGUUACCAGGGCCCAAUGCAGCCACUCAAGCUCAUUCGCAAGGCCACAGACAAGAUUGGACAGUGUAUCAGCACGAAAGCCGCUGGUAAAUUUGAACGCGAAGACAUCACAGAUUCUUACAAGCACCCCGAACACACACAAGAGGAACGCGACGCGAUGCUGAAGGCCCUGCGCAAGUGCAACCACGCCUACUCCCGCUACUACCUGAACGAUGAAUUGGAAGACGUCACGUUCGACUUCGAGCUUCUGGACGACAUCGUCAUCGGCUCCCAGUUCACGGUGAGGCUCAGCGCCAGGAACAAGAACCCGACCAAAGAGUACUCGGCACACGUCGUCAUGCGCGUCGAGAGCACCCACUACACGGGCAACAAGAGGAAACUGGUCAAGAGCGGUCAGUUCGAUGUCACCAUCAAGCCAAACUCGAGAGAGGAAGUAUCCAUGGAGGUGACGUACCCAGAGUACGAAAAGGUGCUGCUGGACCAAGCCAUGUUCAACAUUGCCACACUGGCCACCAUCAAGGAGACAAAGUUUGACUACUUUGCGCAGGACGACUUCAGGGUGCGCAUGCCCGACGUCAAAAUUGAGGCCGAUGGUGAUGCGAUCGUAAAGAAACCACUGGCUGUCAAGGCCUGGUUCAGGAAUCCACUUCCAAAGUCGUUGACCAAAGGAUUUUUCCUCAUCGAGGGACCGGGGCUUACGGAACCGCUGAGGCUGGCCGUCAAGCAGAAAAUUCCCCCGGGUGAUGAAGUGAAGGUCACCUUCUACCUGACUCCCAAAACUGCUGGACCCAAAGCCAUCAUUGCCAAAUUCAACUCCAAGGAACUGACCGACGUGGACGGCUUCAAAGCCAUUGAAAUUAAGGACACGCCUUUAUUGGAGGCCGCCAGCUUUACGCCCGUCGCCGCCACUGCUUGACGACCAGAAGUGCCCACCGAGGGAUUUGAGAUUGUUCUUUAUUAUUUCUUUUUGCAAGAAGACAAAGUUCUACUCUACUACGUUAGUGCGGUCACUUGCCAAGACAUGCUACUUAAUGAAAAUUAAACCAUUUUCCGAAUAUGA